Hippoglossus stenolepis (Pacific halibut) is the source of this 2222-nucleotide messenger RNA. It is a transcript of the gene rnf214, whose product is annotated as ring finger protein 214. The record is from RefSeq and is a predicted model, not a curated record. Bases 227 to 2020 code for a protein of 597 amino acids. NCBI's taxonomy places the organism in Eukaryota, Metazoa, Chordata, Actinopteri, Pleuronectiformes, Pleuronectidae. Gene Ontology annotation, molecular function: ubiquitin-protein transferase activity. The transcript has 7 exons.
UUGAGCCUGGACAGAUGACGCGUUUCAGUCGGAUCAAAUUCAGCGACGCACCAACACUUCUGCGCAGGGCGGAAACCGCCAACAGCGACAGUGACCUGGAUAAAGUUAGUUUUUAUUUUUAAUAAGUUUUAUUAGUGACGCAGUGAGAAUCCGAAGCGGCGCAGGAAACGUCACGUGAUUUAAACUUCAAGUUGCACCUCUGUAGCUCUGCUAGCAUCGUGUUAGCAUGGAUGCUAGCAUGGAUGUUAGCGGUGAAACGGUGAGGAUGAACCCAGGAGCAGAGGUCCAGCACCGGGCACAGGAGGAGGACGAGGAGGACGAGGAGCUGGAGGAAGAUGGGGAGUGGGAGGAGCUGGAUGAUGAGGAGCUGGAUGAUCUGGAGCUGGAGGAGGUGGAGAAGGAGUUAGCGAACAUGACGGUGAAAGAUGUGCUGAGGAAGGUUCAGGCCGUGCAGACGGACGCCACCACAGAAGAGUCGGGCGUCAACACGGAGGCCGACUGGGAGAGCCAGGUGUCGGCCAUGUUGGAUUACAGCGUCAGCCUGUCGGAGGAGUACGGCGGCCUGAUGAGGAAGCAGGGCGAGGAGGAGGCGGAACAAGAGAAACACAAACAACAACUGCAGAAGAAGAAGGAGGAGGCCGCACGACAGCACCAGGCGGUCAUGGACAAACUGGAGUCUGUGCGAGUCAAACUGCAGCUGAACAACUCCAAGGUCAUCAAGAAGAGCUUCUUAUCCAAAAAACAAGAGAUGACGUCAGAGAAGGACAGAGCGGAGGAGGAGAAGAAGAGGUUGGCCAAUGAGCUGCAGGAGAGCGAGCGGAAGCUGGCGGCGCUCACAGAGGAGCAGAGCGAGGAGCAGCGCAGGUGGCAGGAGGAGCUGGAGGAGCUGAGGCAGGAGAUGGAGCGUGUGAGGACGGAGGCGCAGGAGGCGGAGCUGCAGGCCUUACAGGACGAGAAAGCCGCGGUGGAGAAGCAGAGGGACGCAGCUAUAACUCACAUCGAUGUCUGGCUGAAAGAGCUGGGUCAGUACCUGAACGCUCUGCGGGUGGAGUCUCCUCAGCAGUAUCACCACGAGAGGCUGAAGUGGGAGAAGAAGGAAGCUGCGGUGCGGAGGAGUCAGGCCGAGCUCCAGAGCCGCUUCCAGGAAGUGAUGCAGCAGCUCCAGCAAGGCCGAGAAUUAGAGACCCUCACAAAGGUCACCGUCCCAACUCUGCCGCAGGUCCCCACGGUCGAGCUGAGGAUCAAUCAGCUGAUCCAGACACUGGUUCAGCCGCAGUUUGGGCCCCCCCAUCCUCCUCCCAUGGCGAUGGUCCGAUCCUUCCCCCCUCCACAUUACUACCAGGACCAGUACCAGCCCCCUUACCGACCUCCGUUCCGUCAGCGCUACCCGCACCCACGACACCUCCCGCCACCCGAUCCCUACUUUCAUCCUGAACACUUCUUCCAACCGCAGUUCCAGCCGCACAUCAGAGCGCCACUGAGGGUGACGCCCCCUCUCAGUCUCUCCCCCUCCCCUCCUGUUUACCCUGUAGCUCCUUCACCGCCUCCCACCGCUGCCGCCUCCGCUACGUCAGCCACCUCCGCCCCCGCCGGCAAAUUGGACAAAGUCCUGGAGAAGCUCGGGACUCGCUUCCCACAAUGCAACAAGGCUCAGCUGACUCAGCUGCUGCAGCAGGUGAAGAGCUCCCGCGGCACGUUAGCUGGCAUGUCCAUGGAGGAGGUCAUGGAGCAGGUCGGUGUGAAGCUGGCCCAGAACGAGAGGGUGGCCCCGGGGCCCAUCGGCCGGCCCUUGCCCCUGGGCCCGAUCCAGAGGCCGCCGCCCUCCCCGCAGAGAGCCAGAUCGGCGUCGGGUGGAGGUCCGAGUACCGGGGCCCGUAAACUCUGCCUGAUGUGCCAGAACGCCGUGGAGCCAGAGAGCCGCCACCCGCUGAGCUGCUCCCACACCAUCCACAAGGACUGCAUCCGCAUGUGGCUGCAGUCGAGCAAGAACAACUCGUGUCCCUUCUGUCCCGCCAAGUGACCCCGGGACAUCACCGGACACGAGCAGCAUGCUGACGUCACCACGCCCACUGCUUUACAAAGCACCAAACUAAUGAUGAACAUUGAUUGGAUAUCAGUAUAUGAUAAUUCAUAAAUGAUCAUGUGACUGUAAAUUAAAGUUUUCUGUAUGAUAACUUUUUUGUGGAAUUUAUCAAUUUUUUAAAUAAAAGAUAUAAAAGAUA